AUGUGUACUCCUCUUAGAGCACUGGGGAUGUUUGUUUUUAUCGUCCGUUGUUUCACCGAGGAGGUUCGACCAAUCAGAUUGAAGAGAACGCCGCUCACCCGGGCUACGCUGCGUUCUACAUCUCGCGCUCCGACGUGUACGCAUGCGCAGUUCGCCUCUCUUUCAGGAACUGGUUCAUGUGUUGUUUUUGUGUUACACAUGCAAGGCUACGUUGACUGUCACUGUCAUAUCUCUGCGGGAGAUUUUGACAAGGACAUUGAAGAGGUGAUUGAGAAUUCAAAGAAGGCUGGAUUGUUGGCACUACUAGCUGUGGCCGAACAUGCUGGAGAAUUUGACAAAAUCAUUGAAUUGUCACAGAGGUUCCCAGGUUUUAUUUUCCCCUGUUUAGGAGUACACCCUGUUCAAGAAGUUUCUCCAGACCAACAGAGAGGCGCUACUCUCCAGGAUCUAGAUGCUGCUCUACCUAUCAUAGAGAAAUACAAAGAUCACCUCGUGGCUAUUGGGGAGGUCGGCUUGGAUUUUACACCCAGAUAUGUGAACAAUGAGGGCGAUAAAGACAGUCAAAGGCAGGUUCUCAUUCGUCAGUCACAGAUAGCCAAGGAACUGGAUCUCCCUCUAAAUGUUCACUCACGGUCAGCAGGAAGACCCACCAUCCACCUCCUGAAGGAACAAGGUGUCGAAAAAGCCCUGCUUCAUGCUUUUGAUGGGAAACCCUCUGUUGCCAUGGAGGGAGUGAAGGCUGGAUAUUUCUUUUCUAUCCCUCCGUCCAUAAUACGGAGUGAACAGAAGCAGAAACUCGUGAAACAGUUGCCAUUAGAAAACAUCUGUCUGGAAACUGAUGCUCCUGCUCUUGGUCCGGAAAAGCAGGUGAGAAAUGAGCCAAAAAACAUCAGCGUCUCUGCCGAGUACAUCAGUAAGAUCAAAGGAGUGUCUCUGGAGAAGGUGAUGGAGGUGACGACACAGAACGCUCUCAGACUCUUCCCGAAGUUAAAGGCAGCCAUCCGACCCUGACGCACCCUAAAACGUUGACUUCAUCGAUCAAGAAUUAUCUUUAAGUAAAUGCCCACGACUUUCUGUUACCAAUGUGAUCUUGUAGAUUAACUUAAAGUUCCCUUCCAGACUGUUUUAUGGCAUAUAAAACACUCUCUUU
This is a messenger RNA of Thunnus maccoyii (southern bluefin tuna), 1150 nucleotides long. RefSeq names its product putative deoxyribonuclease TATDN3 (gene tatdn3l). The transcript has 10 exons. The record is from RefSeq and is a predicted model, not a curated record. Gene Ontology annotation, molecular function: hydrolase activity, acting on ester bonds. Lineage: Eukaryota; Metazoa; Chordata; Actinopteri; Scombriformes; Scombridae. The coding region runs from base 1 to 1011 and encodes 336 amino acids.